AUGAGGGCGGGCUGGCUGAGGUGGUUGGAUAACAAGACUGGCAGGCUGGUGCGGGGGCAGACAUCCGAUCAGCAAGAGAAAGCUGAGAGGACGGUGCUGGAGCAGGAGCUGAAGGGGCUGACAACAGAGAAGGAGCACAAACUAUCAAUAAACACUGCCCACUCCUGCAGGGCAGGCCCCUGUGAGGCUCCACUGCACACACUGCGGGAGGCCUUCAAUGCAGGGCGGACUCGGCCUGCUGAGUUCCGGACAGCCCAGCUGCAAGGCCUGGGCCGCUUCUUGAAGGACAACAAGCAGCUGCUGCAGGAUGCACUGGCUAAGGAUGUGGGCAAGUCAGCCUUCGAGUCAGACAUGAGUGAGAUCAUCCUGUGCCAGAACGAGGUGGACCUGGCCCUCAAGAACCUGCAGACGUGGAUGAAGGACGAGUCUGUGUCCACCAACUUUCUCACGAAGUUCAGCUCAGCCUUCAUCCGGAAAGAGCCCUUUGGCCUGGUACUUAUCAUCGCUCCCUGGAAUUAUCCUCUGAACCUGAUGAUCAUGCCUCUAGUGGGGGCCAUUGCUGCAGGAAACUGUGUGGUGCUGAAGCCAUCAGAAAUGAGCAAGAACACAGAGAAGGUGCUGGCAGAGCUGCUACCCCAGUAUCUGGACCAGAGCUGCUUUGCUGUGGUGCUGGGUGGGCCCGAGGAGACCGGGCAGCUGCUGAAGCACAAAUUUGACUACAUCUUCUUCACAGGGAGCCCUCGGGUAGGCAAGAUCGUCAUGGCCGCUGCCGCCAAACACCUGACGCCCAUCACCCUGGAGCUGGGGGGUAAGAACCCCUGCUAUGUGGACGACAGCUGCGACCCCCAGACAGUGGCCAACCGCGUGGCCUGGUUCCGCUACUUCAACGCCGGCCAGACCUGUGUGGCCCCGGAUUAUGUCCUGUGUAGCCAGGAGAUGCAGGAGCGGCUGGUGCCCGCCCUGCAGAAUGCCAUCACGCGUUUCUAUGGAGACAACCCACAGACCUCCCCCAACCUGGGCAGAAUCAUCAACCAGAAGCAUUUCGAGCGGCUGCAGGGAUUGCUGGGCUGUGGCCGUGUGGCCAUCGGGGGCCAGAGCGAUGAGGGGGAGCGCUACAUUGCCCCCACAGUGUUAGUGGAUGUGCAGGAGACAGAGCCCGUGAUGCAGGAGGAGAUCUUUGGGCCCAUCCUGCCCCUGGUGACUGUGAGGAGCCUGGAUGAGGCCGUUAACUUCAUUAACCAGCGGGAGAAGCCACUGGCAUUGUAUGCCUUCUCCAACAACAGCCAGGUGGUGACCCAGAUGUUGGAACGCACCAGCAGCGGUAGCUUUGGAGGCAACGACGGCUUCCUCUACCUGACCCUACCAGCUCUGCCCCUGGGGGGAGUUGGUAACAGUGGGAUGGGCAGGUACCAUGGCAAGUUCUCCUUUGACACCUUCUCCCACCAGCGUGCCUGCCUGCUGCGCAGCCCUGGGAUGGAAAAGCUUAAUGACCUCCGUUACCCGCCUUAUGGUACCUGGGACCAACAACUGAUAAGCUGGGCUAUGGGCUCCCAGAGCUGCACUCUCCUGUGAAUGUCACCCUGGGUCCUCUCUCUUGCUGUCCCGCCCCAACCUACCUGAGCUUUCAGCGGCUUCCAAUUCCCCAGUGGUUCCUGAAAGACAGGUGUCUGGUCCAGCCUGUGAACACCCCACUUCUGGAACUCUUUCUGGACACACCUGCAGCCAUGCAGAACCACCAGGCAGGUGGCUGGUCCAGCCCCUUCCUGUAGCACAGCACCCCCAGCAGCCUCCUGACCUUCUGCUUAGACAGAGAGAUUCCCUCACCAAGUUUGGGCAGACCUGGUGACUGAGGGGUUCUUUCUUUGUCAGAUCAUAGCAGGGUCCCAAAAGACAGAGCAGUUGCUCACAACUCCAUCCACACCUGAAGGGUGCUUUGUCCCACCUGAUGUGACAUGAUCAUGAACCCAGAUCAGAAUAAUUGGUAGAAUCUGAAGUUACUUUCCUGUAGCUUCUAUUAAAUGACCUGGCAUGAGCAAAUUCUGGAGGAAAAGAUUUACUCAUGGCUCACGGCUCAUGGCACCAGAAGGUUCCAUGCCCCAAGACACAGCAGACGUGACAGAAUACAGGUUAGUUCAUAGGAUGGCAGGCCAGGGAACAGCAUGAAUAAGAAGGAAAGCAUGGUUGAUUAGUUAUGUCUGCUCUGGGCCCAGGCAAGGGUGUGUGUAUAUGUAUUGGCCAUAUCUCCACUCCUAGAAAGAUAAAAUGAGAGGCAGAAUAUGAAAUUUGAUAUAGCUCAGUGGUUAAAAGCACUGGCUGCUCUUCCGAGGAUUCAGUCCCAGCACCCACGUGGCAGCUUACAAUCAUCUAGAACUCCAGUUCCCAAGGCGUCCAUCACAUUCUUCGGGCUUCAGCAAGAACCAAGCACGAAUAUGAUGCUCAGACAUCCAUGUAGGCAGAAUAUACGUGGAAAAUAAAAUAACAAAAUCUUUAAAAA
Molecule: messenger RNA, 2494 nt
Organism: Rattus rattus (black rat)
Lineage: Eukaryota; Metazoa; Chordata; Mammalia; Rodentia; Muridae
Product: aldehyde dehydrogenase family 3 member B2
Exons: 11
Coding region: 1-1572 (523 amino acids)
Biological process (GO): aldehyde metabolic process
Cellular component (GO): cytoplasm
Molecular function (GO): aldehyde dehydrogenase (NAD+) activity
Source: RefSeq, a predicted model, not a curated record